AGCUCGAAAGUUUCACAAUGGCUAGUAGUUAGGAAACAGUUGAGAUAGACUUUUCCUUUAUCAUUACAUGCCAAUGGUAGGCAUGAAAACAAGCGAGAAAUCUAGUCUGCCUGUCAGUUGUAAGUGUUCCACAUACAACCAGAGAGAGGGAGCAUGCUGACUGCUUUGAUUCAUCGAGUGGUUUACAUCUGGUGCAAGUUGUCCAAUUCCUCGUUCCAGCAUGGAGUCAAUGUCGUUCUUCUUCCGAGUCCCUUUGUCAGCAGUAAGAUCCCAUAAGCAUGCCACUCUGUCUCUACCAAUUGGGGUAUCUUCUCUCCCUUAAAAACCGCUCUAGGAUAGCCUCUUUUGGAGUGUUGAACCUCGUCUCGAGGCGUUUUGGGAAUCACGGUCAUGUAGUGAAAGACGAUCUUACUGGAAGACCUCUACCGCUCUUAGAAAUAUGUCGACAAUCUCAAGAUAUUGAAUCUCUUAGACAGACUCAUGCUCAUGCCUGUGUUCAUGGGCUUUCAAAUGAUAACGUGUUGGGUACCAAGAUUUUGGGCUGCUAUGCUAAUUAUGGAUACCUGGAUGAAGCAAGAAGGGUCUUCGAUCUUAUUUCCCAUAGAGAUUCUCAUCCAUGGGACACUGCCAUUCUGGGGUACUUCAGAAAAGGGUUCUUUCAGGAGGUUUUGGGGUUGUAUUCUGGUAUGAAGGAAGAAGUCGGUAUUGGCAGUUUUGCCUGUACUUUCGCUUUCAAGAGCUGCGCGGAGCUGGGAUGCCUGAGGGUUGCCAGAGGGAUUCAUGGUGAUAGCUUAAAACUUGGAUUCGACAAGGAUCGGUUUGUUGGUGCUUCUCUUAUCAAUUGCUAUAUGAAUUGCAGAUUUUUAUAUGAUGCUCAGAAAGUGUUCGACGCAAUUUCACAUAGAGAUGUUGUUAUCUGCACGGCUAUGAUCUCUGGCUUUCUGCAGAAUAGUGCGGAACUUGGCGCCUGGAUGGCUUGUAGAAUAGCCUUUGACAUGCAAACUGAAGGGAUUUUGCCAAACCGUGUAACACUCAUGAGCUUGCUCAAGGCCGCUUCGAGAUUAGAGUCUCUUAGCAUUGGUAAGUCGAUUCAUUGUUAUGCUAUUCGAAUGGGAAGGGAUACCGACGAUGAAGUAUUUGAGACGUGUCUUAUUGAAAUGUAUAUGAGUUGUGGUGCAGAAGGUAUCUCGAGAUAUCUGUUCUCCAAUGCAAAGACAAAAUCUGUAGUCACUUGGAAUGUGAUGAUCACGAGCUACAUUCAGUGUGGUCGACCAUCAGAUGCCUUUGAGGUUUUCCAUCUCAUGAAAAAUGAAGGAAAUGUAUCACCAGAUGCAAUCACCCUAUCGAAUCUUGUUCUAGGAUGUACUCACUUGAAGUGCAUUCGUGAAGGCCUAAGCAUUCAUGGAUACAUUAUCAGAAGGGGUGUCCUUCUCGAUUUAGUGGGAAACACGGCUUUGAUUGAAAUGUAUGCUUUCUCGAAAAGUAUAAGCAUUGCCAGAAAAAUGUUCGAUGAAAUGGAAACAAGGGAUGCGGUUUUGUUCAAUGUUAUGCUAGCGGCGUAUCUUCGAUUCAUGUUGGUCAAUGAGGCUUUCAGUUUGUUUACUACAAUGGGGAGCAUUGGUGUUAAACCCAAUGUGGUGACAGUACUAAAUUUGUUGUCAGGGUGCCUGGUUUUGCCGAACCUUCAAGAAGGCAGUCAGAUCCAUGGAAUGACCAUAAAAUGUGGUUAUGAUUUGGACACGGCAGUAACCAACCAGAUCAUAGACUUGUAUGCUAAACAUGGACACCUUGCUGAUGCAAGGGCGCUGUUUAACAGAACGAGCCCAAAGGAUUUGAUCUCAUGGACAUCAAUGAUGAUGGGUUAUGUGAACCAAGGGCAUGCUGGCGAAGCAUUAAAUUUGUUUUCAGUGAUGCACGGAACUGGGCAGAAGCCUGACGCUGUUGCUCUUUCGACUUUGCUAAUUGCAUGCAGUCAACUUGGUUAUCUGAACCAACUGAGAGCAGUUCAUGGAUAUCUAUAUCAUUUUUGCUUAGAGAAGGAUGUUCCCAUCAUCAACUAUCUGAUUGCUGCUUAUUCCAAGUGGGGAUUAUUUAAUUAUGCACAAGCUUUGUUUCAAAAUAUGAUAGAUAGGUCGUUGGCUUCAUGGAACACAAUGAUUGAUGCUUGCGGAAUGCAUGGGAGGUGCAUGGAAGCGCUCGAGCUGUUUGAUGAGAUGCAGAGGGAAAAGGUAAAGCCAGAUGGAGUAACCUUCACUUCCCUGUUAGCUGCUUGCAGCCAUGCUGGUCGCAUAGAAGAGGGCUUGCAUCUCUUUCGUUCAAUGAUUGAUGAUCACUUGAUCAUUCCACGUGAAGAGCACUACUCUUGCAUGGUUGAUUUAUUGAGCAGAGCUGGUCAACUUGAAGAAGCAUAUAAUCUUAUGAAGUGCUUUCCAUUCAAAGGUAAUGCUAGCACCUUAGGACCUUUGCUUGGUGCUUGUAUGGUUCACCAGCACUCCGAGUUGGGAGAGACCAUAGGAACGCAUCUUCUAUCUUUAGACCCAGAGAACACCGGCGCAUACACACUUAUGUCGAACAUGUAUGCCGGUGCUGGAAGAUGGGAUGAUGCACAAAGAGUCAGGGAUGCUGCAAAAGCAAGAGGCUUGAAAAAGUUGCCUGGAUAUAGCUUAGUAGGAGCGGCCAAACGGGUUCCUUUAAAAACUUUUCCAUAUGAUUGGGGUUAAGUUGCGGUUGCUUCUGCUUGGUUGUCAACUUGUAAAAUCUCAUCAAACACUCGUUCCAGAGAGGGGUUAUAUAUUUUCUUUUAUUCAUUCAUUGUUAUUCUUGGUGUCAUUUCAGAAAGAUAGUGUAAAGGAAAAUCCUGUAACAUUGUUGAUACGAGCUUUUGCA
Nymphaea colorata (pocket water lily) is the source of this 2886-nucleotide messenger RNA. Its product is annotated as pentatricopeptide repeat-containing protein At3g20730-like. Lineage: Eukaryota; Viridiplantae; Streptophyta; Magnoliopsida; Nymphaeales; Nymphaeaceae. The coding region runs from base 279 to 2720 and encodes 813 amino acids. Gene Ontology annotation, biological process: RNA modification. Gene Ontology annotation, molecular function: protein binding; RNA binding. The record is from RefSeq and is a predicted model, not a curated record. Gene Ontology annotation, cellular component: intracellular membrane-bounded organelle. The transcript has a single exon.